Molecule: messenger RNA, 4274 nt
Organism: Anopheles maculipalpis
Lineage: Eukaryota; Metazoa; Arthropoda; Insecta; Diptera; Culicidae
Gene: nsl1
Exons: 10
Coding region: 15-4274 (1419 amino acids)
Cellular component (GO): NSL complex
Molecular function (GO): histone acetyltransferase binding
Source: RefSeq, a predicted model, not a curated record
AUGUGCCACGGUGAAUGGGACUAGCGGUAGUUGCGUCGGUGCCCCUGGAAAAUAGAUCCGAUGCAGUGGAAGCGAUGGCGCCCGCUCUAACCGAGCCAUUAAGCCAAAGCAAACUGUCCUCUUCGGCUGCGUCUGGCGCAUCGCCGCGGACGAGCAGCAGCACGACAACCACAGCCACUACCACAUUCGACGGUACUACGAUCGUCACCUCACCGGGUAAUGUUCAUACCGAACUAGAUCAUCACCAGCAACAAACGCAACAGUUGGAGCAAAUUUUGACCACACCAGACCACCCCCAACACUACUCGGUUCCGGUGGACGUGUCUGAAGCUGUAGUCGUAACGGCCACUACCACGGCACUAUCGGAGGAAAACAUUCUCCCAGCCGGUGGUGGGGAAGUGUCACAGGUGCAAGGAACGGCGACAAUGUCCCUGUUGAUGGGUUCCAGCGACGUUGUUGGAUCGACCACUGUGGACGACAUACAAAAUAACAAUAGCGGUGAGCCGGGUUUGAAGCUCGAUACCGACGCGAACCGUGACCUGAUCGAAUUGGCCCUCGAGCAACUUCACCAGGACGAAACCAUGGGUGGCGGAGGAAAUGGCAACGAAACGCCUGCCGUAGACUCGAUGACGGUGUCCAACGUGGUAGACAUGGCUUCCGUUACAGCGCAUUCCUCAAUGCCGGCUAACGUAUUGCAACUUGCCACACAGCAUCCGAUCACUGAUCUGAUGCCGAUGGAGUUGCCACCAACGCAGAUGAUCGUAUCUCAAGGCGGUUUUCCCGAUGCACAGCAGCAACAACAAAUGACCAGUGGCGCCAGUUUUAUGAGCAUGCCAAUCCAAGAUUCCUCCCAAUCGUCAUCCUCGCUUACCGGGAUGGGUGGCGUCAGUGGUUCGAGUGAGCUGGGCAUGCAGCUAAAGGAAAGCAACGAAGUAGAUCAGAUGAUACGAGAACUCUCCACGGCGGACAUCGACCUGCUGCAGGUAUUCAAAAGCUUCGACAACAAUAAUCUGCUCCUGUUCAGCGAUGCGGACGUGGCGAACCUGUGCGACGUGCCAGUGGUCGAUGGGAAUCAAUCGCAAUCCUCUCCGAACAAAGAUCGGGAGCGGUUAGAGCAGCACGCGGAAAUCCUUAAAAUGCAGGCACAGAUGCAACGAAAGCAAGACUUUCUCGUCCGCCGACUCAGCAAGCUUAAAGCCCGGUACAUGGGCCAGCACAUCAGCGAAGAGAUCGCCGGGCUGUUCGAGUACACGCAACGGUUCUGGAAGAAGCGCGAAAAGGAGAAUGCUAAACAGUUGCACAACAUGAACAGUAGCAUCGGUAACACCAGUACCAGUAACAGUGCCGGGUUGAUGGGCAAUAAUGCUGGACCGUCGUUUUCCUCCGGCGCCGAAGGUUGCUGGCCCGAUAUUAUUCCAUUUCAAGCACCUCCACCCGAUCAGACACCGGAAAAGUUGAAACCUAUCUCGGCCAACGGACUGAAAACGUUCACCAAGCGGCUCGAAUCCAUUGCGAGCACGAUCUGUUCGGAGCAGAGCAAGCGUGUCCUGGACGGACGUUACUUUCACGGUGUAAACAGCAUCGGUAAUGCGGCAACACCGCCGACCAGUGGUGUUGGGAGAGCAACAGAUCCGACCACCGGUUUUGUUUCCAACAUCUCCAACACCAUCCCGUUGUUUGAACGAUCGGCGGCGCAGGAGCUGGAACAGACGUCCGGUUUGCUGUAUGCCGAAUUGCGACAGGUUCAGACUACCAUCGAUUCGGACGCAACGCUCAGCAGCUCAGGCGGUGAAUCGGCGGAUGAAUCUAUACCGUACUUGAACGAUGUGCAAGAACCACUUCCAAUUACCGAACGAGCCGCCUGGAGGUGGGCAAAUGAUCGAGCGGCCGUAGCUUGCAAAUGGACGUGGGUCUGUGCACGGAUAGCAGAUCUGGAGUAUCGUAUCCGGCAACACGGUGAGGUACUGAACAAGAUACGUUGCAACAAAGGUCCCGUCCUGCUAGAGGAUUUCACGCCGUCCGGCGACCAGCUACAACAGUCCCAACAGUCGGUGAAUGGUUAUCGUGGCCAGCUACCGGGCAGCAGCAAACCCUUAACAUCCCAAUCCACCGUAACGGAUGAGGAAGAUGCCGAUACGGCGUCCCGUUGCUCCCGGACGAAACCCUACUGUCGCUCCCAGUUCCGGAAACGGAAACUGAUGCAAACGCACAACCUGCACACCGUAUCGAAACGAGCGGCAAAACCAAGCAACAUCAAGUGCGGUUGCCAGUGGCCGUUGCUUCCCUGUGCUCUGUGUACGGGACGUACGGAUCCGACUGCACUUCGAGAUCCGCUCGAUACACUCACGUUCCCGGAACGCAUCGCACUGCUCGAUGCAAGCUUCCAUCCCGUGUUGAGCUUCCCAGAAGACAUUUCUCACAGCAUACAUUUGGAGGCGAUAAUGCGAACACCGGACUGGCAGAGUAAAAUGAUUCGCAGCAAAGCCACCACCGGCCUCGCUGAAUCGGUCCCGGGAACGUCGUCUUCACGCGGUGGAGCAUUUUUCUCAUCCGGUGACGAAAUGACACAAUCCUCGCACGGUAAGCGCUACAUUGGUUCGGACGGCAAGCGGAAGUACGAGUCAAUGACAAGCAACAAGUACAAGAAUAACGAUCGCUACAUAAGUGAUAGUGGAAACAGAUCCAAAAAAGCCAAAACGAAACGGGAUGUGAUACUUUCGAACAGCCGUAAAUCCGGAUCCGGUUAUGCGUACGACGGUUCGCGCUCGGGUUCGAACGGCCAUCGAAACAACAGGAAUCAGGCGGGCGUGAGCAAGUCGAGAAAAUCUUCCCAUUGCUAUGAUAAUUACGAUGGCAAUGAUGUUGGACGUAGCAGAAACACGUCCCCAACGAACAACAACCGGAAUGAAAGGAGGUAUCGCAACACCAGUGCAUUCGACAUCGGUAGCAUCGUUAUCCCACAGAGUAUGGCGGCAUCAACGAGAGUGUCACUACCACAAUAUAAGGAUAUCGCUGUACCGAAAUGGCGCAUCGUUGGUGAUCAUGAUGAUGCAGAUGAAUCGCUUAACAGUCAGCUAGACAGUUCCGACAUUGCGUCGAACAAUGAUCAAUCCAUGAUAGUAUCUGUAGGCAUGGAACAGCAACUGUCCGCUGAAGGAGUAAACGUGAACAUAUUGAAAACUCCGAUCAAGAGUGACUCCUCCGCGAUUCCACCAAAUGGUACGAAAACGCCUUCCACCUCUUCCGGGUACUUGGAAGCGGUACAGCAGCAAUUGAUUGUGAUACCGGCCCAAGACGAGGAAGACAUUUCCGAUGAAGCGAUCAUGCUGAAGCACGACCGUGCACUGCAGGAGGAACGCAAAAAGUUCCGAACGUACCUAAAGUUCCCAUGGAGCCGGCCACGUGCCAAGCGGCGCACCGACAGCCGGGCCGGCUCGAGCGGUGGCAAUACGCCCGAUCCGACAUCGCCAGCACCGCCAACACCGAUGGUGGAACAUGAUUCUUCGCCGGCGUGUCCAUCGACUCCAAUAACGCCCCAGGAUGGGCAGGAGCUUUCCGAAGCUAAUGUUAUUAAUGCGCUUAACAAAAGUCUCCACAAGAAAGAACGCCGUAGGACGGUAUCAUCGAAACGGGAAGAGCAACAAAUGCAGGGAGCAGGCACUACUACUCCAGACACACGCGAAGUCGUUUCGCCGUACGAAGCACUACAGUUCCCACUGGAGGACAGCAUUUUCGAGGACAUGGUACGCUCGAUGCCGAGCGAUCAUCUCGACAAUGACUGCCUUAGCAAGCUGACUGGCCGCAACGGGCUACCGUUCCGCCGCCCAGCGCAUCGCAACAACAACAUACUGCUGAAGGUAAACUCGAGCGUUAAUCUGGCACCGGCCAGCCUUGGUUUUGGCAGUCAGAACCCGCUCAGCUCGAAUGCAUCGACCGCGACGACAGUAUCGGCGACCGAAACCGAUAUGGAAGAUUUCGAUGAUGAAGAUCUGAUGCUUGCGAAACGAAUGGAGAAGGAGCUGAUCAUGCAGCGGCUACUGAACAGCCGCAGUGAGUCGCAACAGUAUGAAAUUGAGCCACCGUCCGCCAAACCUAUGCUGGACGAUGAUGAGGACGUGAUUGACGACGAAGAAACCGAUACGGGUGAAUCGUUGUUCGUCGAGGAAGAUGAUCCAAAUGAUCCGGAAUGGCACGAUCGGCCAGUAGGUGGUCGGUCGGGUGGUAUUGGUGGUGGUGUUGGAAGUAAUGGUGCUGGAAGUAAUGCAAGAAUGUAA